Molecule: messenger RNA, 1129 nt
Organism: Ananas comosus (pineapple)
Lineage: Eukaryota; Viridiplantae; Streptophyta; Magnoliopsida; Poales; Bromeliaceae
Product: homeobox-leucine zipper protein HAT22-like
Exons: 3
Coding region: 246-836 (196 amino acids)
Biological process (GO): regulation of DNA-templated transcription
Molecular function (GO): sequence-specific DNA binding; DNA-binding transcription factor activity, RNA polymerase II-specific
Source: RefSeq, a predicted model, not a curated record
UCUCUCUCUCUCUCUCUCUCAUCACCAUCCUUUGCUGUUAAUUUUCUCCGUAAACCCAUUCAAACACUUCACUCAAUCAUAGUUUCCUCCCCUUCUUCCUCUCAAUUGUUCAUUUUAUUUAAGCCUACCCAAAACUCUUUCCCGGUCCCUUCCUCUCCCCCUCAUCCUCCCUUUUAUCAUCUCCAUAUAUAAUUAACCACUGCAUAUAUAAUACAUAUUAACCCUAGCUGUACGUAUAUGCUUUUAUGAUCAUGGAUACUGCGUGCGAAGCUAACCUCGUUCUCGGAUUGAGCUGCGCAUCGACCGUCGAGUUCGAACCGCUCCCUCCGAAUUGGUCGGCAGCGGAGCCGUCUCUCACCCUCGGCCUCUUCGAAUCAGCAAACCCUAAGACGGAGACGGAAGCGAGGAAACCGGAGCUCGGCGACAAGGAAUCAUGCCGGGCUAUUAGUGAUGAAGUGGAAGAAGAAGGUAUUGCCAGGAAGAAGCUGAGGCUCACCAAGGAGCAGUCGAGCCUUCUAGAAGAUAGUUUCAGGGAGCACAGCACCCUUAAUCCGAGAUUAAAACAGGCCUUGGCACGUAAACUGAACUUAAGGCCUAGGCAAGUGGAGGUUUGGUUCCAAAAUAGGAGAGCAAGGACAAAGCUGAAGCAAACUGAAGUAGAGUGCGAACUUCUUCGGAGAUGCUGCGAAACUCUGAGCACCGAGAACCGGAAGCUACAAAGGGAGCUACAAGAGCUCAAGUCGCUGAAAUUCAUGCAACCGCUCUACACUGCCACGGCGCUCACGGUAUGCCCUUCAUGCAAGAGGAUGAUCACUUCUACACGUCUACUUAAGUAACAAACUAAGAAGGGAUUAGCUAGAGAUCAGUGAGUUGUAACCUUACCCCUCCUCCAUUUUACACUAGGGGCUUGGGUGUUUGAUUAGUUAGCUUUGAUAUAUAUAUGUAGGUAUAAUUUGCUCUAACUAGUUGUUGUGUUACAGUAGUGCUUCUUGUAGAUUGCUAGGGUACUUAACAUGUACAAAUUGAAAUGAAGCGUGCGGUGGAUUGAAUUUUAGUUAGUAUACAUAUGUAUAUGUUUGACCCUUAAAUCUGGUUUGGUGAUCAAUAUACAUGUACAAACUUAUAGUUA